Protopolystoma xenopodis is the source of this 1275-nucleotide messenger RNA. Lineage: Eukaryota; Metazoa; Platyhelminthes; Monogenea; Polystomatidea; Polystomatidae. The record is from the annotation of a GenBank genome assembly.
AUGCUAGUAGGUUCGCGAUUCAUCAUCGAUCGAAUCAGAUUUUGGACCAGUCGAAUGUUGGUUCUUGCUCCCGACUGCCUCAGGCUGUCUCACUUCGCCUCGCGGCAUUCGGUACCACCAAUCGCGGUUUCCUUAUCCUCCUCGCUAGCAUCGACAUCAUACAAUGUAGGCACUAGAAAAUCGUCAGGCUCCAAUCGCUGCAUGCAUUGGUCCAGGUUGCCGUUUUAUUUGGGAUUCGGCCUCGGCUCGUUCGAUCGGUUUAUCGACCUGCCCCCGAAUUAUCGAUUUUUGCAUCUUAGCCAGGAGCGGGGCCUCUAUUCUCUUAGCGGUCAGUCGCUUUGCCUGUCCCUCGACUGCUUGUUUGCCCGGCCGGGCCUCAAUUGCUCUCGCCCGACACUCCAGUCCUUCAUUCGCGGCUUCUCACCGACGGUGAGAGUUUCUUGGCAACCUUGCUGCUACGAUUUUUCCAUGUCACUUCGAAAAGAUCUCCAGUUGAAUAAACUGUCUGUGGGCGUCCGAGUCUCUUUAAUAACAAGUGCACAAUACCGCUAUCAAGGUACCCUAGCAGCUAUCAAUUCAAUCGAAGGAACACUUACUUUGCAGACCGUGCGCUUUUGGGGAUCAGAAAAUCGCUUGCCUUCAUGUGGAGAAAGAAAAGGACCAGCAAUCGGCUCUGUAUUUGAUAGUAUCACAUUUUGGGUGUCCAAUGUUAUCCAUCUUCAUAUUUACGAUGAAGGUACUGAUAGCAACGGCCUUGGGGACCAAGCUGUUGUCAAGGCAAAGGUGGCUUCAGCGGCUCCUACGACUCAGGCGAGUGGGGACUCAGUUGGUAGGCGUCAGCGAUCUCGUAAUAGGAAACAAAAGAACUUCUGGUCGAAAAAGGACCAGCCUCGAGCAGGCUCACCGUUGGAAGAGUCUAACCAGACUAAGGAACGCCAACGUAUGCCAACCGGACAAUCAAACACGACUGGUCGGAUCAGUCGGCCAGGUAGUAGCCGUUCUGUAGGGCGCACACUCGUGUCUUACCCUCGUCGGGGAGGCGGACGCUUCCCUGGGCCACCCACUUAUGUAGCUAUGCCGGCCACAUCUUUUAUCUCCCCCACCGGACUUCGCAGGCGCGGCAUCAGGGGUCCCCGUGGCUCUCAAGUCCCAGGAACUUCGGCUACAAAUCAAGGCCUACUCUCGUCCCAGCCCUCCCAAGCAGUAUCUGGCUUUUAUCGUUUUCAAGGUCCGCACAACGGUGGACCUCCAGUGAAUGGCGCUAAUUUUUCAACU